UCUAGACCAAUCAGAUCGCGAGAUUUCGCUGUUCCGCUUUCCCUGAAAUUCUUUGCUGAUCUGACUUGAGACUGAGAGAAUUCAAGAUGGCUGUCUCAGGCUCCAGAUGAGGGCUUCCUCCUGCUUUGCCCUGGUGUGUAAAUCUUUCUUGCGGCUGACUUGAGUGUCAGUGCUGCCAGUCCCUCACUGCCCCUUUGGAGACAGCAUGUCCAACACCUCCUCCUGUUCCUCCUCGGGGGAAACCAGCCCGGAUGACACGCCCCGAGGUGGGGGCACCAUCCGUGUCUACCUCCCCAACAAGCAGCGGACAGUGGUAAACGUUCGGCCUGGGCAAACUGUCUAUGAUAGUCUAGAUAAAGCCCUGAAAGUCAGAGGCCUAAGCCAGGAUUGCUGUGCUGUCUUUCGCCUUCUUGAAGGCCGGAAGAGACUUACAGAAUGGGACACUGACAUCACACCCCUCGUAGGGGAAGAGCUUCUGGUAGAAGUGCUGGAUGAUGUUCCCCUUACAAUGCACAACUUCGUACGGAAAACAUUCUUUAAGUUAGCAUACUGUGACUUCUGCCACAAGUUCUUGUUCAACGGCUUCAGGUGUCAGACAUGUGGGUAUAAAUUUCACCAGCACUGCAGCAGUAAAGUCCCCACAGUAUGUGUGGACAUGGACACCAUGACAAAACGGUGUCUUCCUAAUACAGAAGACUGCCCUUCGAUAUUGAUAUAUCCGGCCACCAAUUCCAUAUCACAGAGCGACAUGCCUUUAACCUCAGAUUCUCAUGGAGAGGACAUGCUGUCUUCUGGGUCAAGCUACCGUUUGAUCAUUCGAGGAGAGGAUGGUCAGUCUCUUCAGAGGCAUCGCUCCACCUCAACCCCCAACGUCCACAUGGUCAGCACGCUGGAGCCUGGUGCUGCUGGCCUCUUGGAGGAGCCAUUCAAAAUCUUCCCAAUGGAUUCUUCUCCCAAGCCUUCCACUAGCCCACCCCACCUAGGGUCACCAGGAAGAAAACCCCACAAAUCCCCUUCCGAGUCCAAGGAGCGAAAGCAAUCCUCAUCUGAUGAUAAAAAGAAAGUGCACCGGGGAGGUUACAGAGACUCCAGUUACUACUGGGAGGUGCACUCGCGGGAGGUGUCCAUGUUAAAAAGGAUUGGAGCAGGUUCUUUUGGGACCGUUUAUAAAGGAAAGUGGCAUGGAGACGUGGCUAUCAAGAUUCUUAAAGUGACAGAGCCCACACCAGAGCAGCUCCAGGCCUUUAAAAAUGAGAUGCAGGUUUUACGAAAAACACGCCACGUCAACAUUCUGCUGUUCAUGGGCUUCAUGACAAAGCCAAAUUUUGCCAUUAUCACGCAGUGGUGUGAGGGCAGCAGCCUGUACCGCCACCUGCAUGUUACUGAGACCAAGUUUGACACCAUGCGCCGUAUUGAUGUUGCUCGCCAGACUGCACAGGGCAUGGAUUAUCUUCACGCCAAGAAUAUCAUUCAUCGGGACUUGAAAUCUAAUAAUAUCUUCCUGCACGAAGGCUGGACGGUAAAGAUUGGUGACUUUGGGCUGGCCACGGUAAAGUCUCGCUGGAGUGGCUCUCAGCAGGUCGAACAACCCAGUGGCUCCAUCCUGUGGAUGGCCCCUGAGGUGAUCAGAAUGCAAGACACUAACCCAUACACCUUCCAGUCAGAUGUAUAUGGAUAUGGAGUGGUGCUCUAUGAACUGAUGUCUGGGACUUUGCCUUAUUCAAAUAUCAACAACCGCGAUCAGAUUAUUUUCAUGGUGGGUCGUGGGUACUUGUCUCCAGACCUCAGUAAAUUAUACAGUAACUGCCCUAAAUCAAUGAAGAGGCUCAUCAUCGACUGUCUGAAAUUCAAACGGGAUGAGCGGCCUCUUUUCCCACAGAUCUUGGUAGGGAUCGAGCAGGUCCAGGAUCUGUUGCCAAAAAUCGAGCGGAGUGCCUCUGAGCCGUCUCUACACCGUGCUGUACACGCCGAGGACCUGAACCCGCUUCUCCUUCACACCACGCGCUUCCUGUGAGACUCUCAGAGAUGAUUCGCUCUUCUCCUGAAUGCCGUGCAGCAUCAUUCCCAGCAUGGAAUCCUGAGUUCCUCUCAUUAUUCCACACAUUCCUGAAAGCACCCUAAUUAUUUCAUUGGUCCUACAUAUAGUCAAACACACAUCAAGUUUAUCAACUUAUUCAUGCUACCGUUCUUGUCUUUUUUGGUUUUUGGUUCCGGCUGCUCCUCUGUAAAGCUGCCUGUAGAGAAUGUCACACUCUUUCUGGACCAGCUGCUUUCUAAAACUGAAGCAUGAAAUAAACAUGCUAUCUUACUACACUUAUUGGAUUUUGAAAUCCAAGCAUCAUAUCGGCAAUGUAUCGGCACAAUCUUAAUAUAACCUCCUUUUUUGAGGUAUAUUUCAAAAUGUGUUAUGGUGGCUUACACGUUACCUUUUUUACUUUGAGUACUUUUUUUUCCCGCAGAACAAGCAAACCAGCAUGGAGAUUGUUUCUUUUUUUCUCUCUCUGCCUGUUCUCCUUGCUUGAACUUCAUUGCCCAGAGAUAGCACACUGUGAUGGUUCCAUUCAUCUACAUCAGUCACAGAGACUCUCUGCUCACACAUUGGUUUGCAGGCAGUUGGUUUUAGUUCACAAUUACAAUCAUGCGAGUUCAUGGUCAUAAACCCAUUAUAAUUUUUCUGCCGUCUUUUAAUUCCGUUAUUUUUCAGAUGGGAAAUCUUAUGGAAAAUAUUGCUUAAAAUCUGGUGUCAGAUUAGGUUGGAUGUACAUGUGACCUUAAUAAUUGUGCUGUGCAUUUGUGAUAUUUAAAAACAAAAUCCUUUUAUUUGGCUUUACUGUUGGGCUUCUUUUCUAUGUCGGUCAGCUUUAAAUUGUGUAGCAUAAUGAAAUUAAGAAAAAGGAACAAAUUCUGUUGGUAUUCUCAAAGCAGUGCACUUCCUGAAGUAACAGGGAAGGAAAAAUUGAUGAUUUAUAUUCUUAUGUUCCUUUGAAAAUGAGUACAUUUGCUUUCUGGGUUUAUAAAUGAAUGACUUUGUUUUAAAAUAUUUCUUCUUAAAACUGAGUAAACGUUCACAAACUAAACUAAAAUGGCACAUGAUGACCAUAAGCAGGACUGGUAAACUAGUACUGACACUUCAUCCCAAUCUGACUUGUGAACUGAUGCAUUGUUCACACGUGGCGUUGUUAACCGAAUGCCUCUGUUGCCUGUGCUGUUGGAUGUUUGUACAGUCACUUUCUCUGAGUUUCUGGGAAACCUGUGUGAGCACAGACUUUAUUUUGCAGUCACAGCAGCUUUAAGAUGGAGUUACGGUUGAUGUCCUGGAGCAGUUUUUGAAACGAAAAAUACAUUUCUUAAAUUAGGCUGCUAACUUAAGGCCCGCUGCUGACCUCUGGUUAAUCGACUCUGAUUCUGACCAGUUUCAGCAUUGAGUGAGAUGAUCAAACUUCAGAUGCUCUUUCAUUUCCACAGGGCUCUAGUAAGAGCAGACAUUUCUAGCAUUUCUUUCUAAUCGAAUUUGUGGCAACAUGGGCUGAGGGAGUGUUUCUGGAUGCUGUGUUCUUUCAGUUCAUUGGUUCAUUUUAUUCACUAAACUCAAAAGCAUGACUUUGAGGAACAGUUGUGCUGUUUAAUAGCAAUAUUAAAGUUCUUAUUCCUCCCAUUCAGUUGGUUUCAAUAGGACUGACUGAAACCUACAAUGAUGGGGCCUUAUGAGAUCUACAUUUUCCAUCUGUCCUUUUAAUGGAGUCUUAAUAUAUGUAACUUAUUGUUUCAUAACUGACACCUCUUAUCUAGCAAUAUUCGAAUGGGGCUGGGUCCCCCAUUGAGCUGUACUCAUUCCAAAUACGAUGCCUAUGGAAAAUUCAUUGGGCGAUUCUGUAUCUUUUGUUCAUGAAAGAUAGUUUCACAUCCCCUCAAUGACUAUUGGAAAUGGGAAAUAUGUUGUAGUUUCAGACAAACCUGGCUAUAUAUAUAUAAUAUAUAUAUAUAUAUAUAUGUAUGUAUAUGUAAAACGGUUUGUUUUUGUUUUUUACACAAAAAAAUCAGUUCCUCUGUUAUUACUUAGAAAACAGGGUGUGUUGUGUGUAAAGUGUUUCUGGCCUCUUGUAGAAUGAUGAUGUGGUACUCUCCAAGUGUAGAAUUUUGCUAAGAAACCAGUGGUAAUAAUAUUGUUCAGUACUAAAGGAGGUAAUUGAGUUAUCAAGGAUUUGUAGAUGGCACUAUAUGCUCUUCUCUAUUCAUAACGGUUGAGAAAACAAGACUAUCGGUUUAUAUUUGUAUACAUUUGGAUGCACAUCUAGUUCUAUUGAAAUUUGUAAUACAUUUAAAGCUAUAAACAAAUGAUAUGGCUUUAAAACUACAGCUUGGAAACCUCCCACCAAAUUCCAGCCUUACUCAUUUUAUGAGAAACUGUAACUGGUCCUACCAACUAUGGAUAUUUGCAGCAUUGCCUUAAUGGCCUUAAUGUCCCUCUAGUAGAUACAUUUGGGACAAAUACAUUCCCCCCCCCCCCCUCCCCCAUAUCUUUUUAAGCACCUCAUUUGCUUAAAGCACACUUUUAUAGUUUCCAUUAAGCCCAAAAUAAGAUAAUCAAUAUGAGAUCCAGUUUCUGCUUUUGCACAAGGGCACGAAUGCAAAAGCAUGAACCUUUAGAUCAGUGUACAAGCCACCAUUUUUCAGAACAGAAAAUAUAACGAAAGAUCAAUUUUUGUUUAAAGAAAAUAGUUUUGCAUAUUUUAGGUGAACUGCAAUAAUGUGUAUAGUUGAAGAGGUCUAUGGGGUGUUUGCGAAAAAUGGUGUAUUCUGCCGUGUACAGUUCCUUUUUUUUUUUUUUUUUUUUUUUUUUUUUUUUUAAGAAAAAGAUUCAAUUGUAUUUGUUUCUAUUUUUUGUGUGAUGGUUCAAAAAGAACAAAAUUAUUUUAAAACAUGUAAAGGAAAUCUUAGUCUUUUUUUUUAGUUUUUUGGGUUUUAAAUAUUGUGGAGAGGAUUUUGUUCUAAAAAUAAAACCAUUGAAUUCUGA
Ctenopharyngodon idella (grass carp) is the source of this 5014-nucleotide messenger RNA. It is a transcript of the gene araf, whose product is annotated as A-Raf proto-oncogene, serine/threonine kinase. Gene Ontology annotation, biological process: protein phosphorylation; signal transduction. The transcript is spliced from 16 exons. NCBI's taxonomy places the organism in Eukaryota, Metazoa, Chordata, Actinopteri, Cypriniformes, Xenocyprididae. Gene Ontology annotation, molecular function: ATP binding; protein kinase activity. Gene Ontology annotation, cellular component: mitochondrion; cytosol. The record is from RefSeq and is a predicted model, not a curated record. The coding region runs from base 206 to 2014 and encodes 602 amino acids.